Molecule: messenger RNA, 2172 nt
Organism: Schistocerca serialis cubense
Lineage: Eukaryota; Metazoa; Arthropoda; Insecta; Orthoptera; Acrididae
Gene: Syt7
Product: synaptotagmin-7
Exons: 7
Coding region: 126-1007 (293 amino acids)
Biological process (GO): regulation of dopamine secretion; calcium-ion regulated exocytosis; cellular response to calcium ion
Cellular component (GO): synapse; membrane; axon
Molecular function (GO): calcium ion binding; clathrin binding; phosphatidylserine binding
Source: RefSeq, a predicted model, not a curated record
GUGCGGCGGGCGGCAGCGGCUGUGGGGGCGGCGGCGGCGGCAGCGGCCUCCACGGAGACGCCAAGUCGCCCCCUGCGCCCCACAACAAGGCGCUCGCCGGCGUCAAAGGCGACCAGCAUCCCUCGAUGGCCUUCCUGCAGAACCGGUCUAUCUCGCUGGUGGACAUGUACAUUGACAACUCGGAGCCGUCGGAGAACGUCGGCCAGAUACACUUCAGCCUGGAGUACGACUUCCAGAACACCACGCUCAUUCUCAGGAUCCUAACGGCGAAGGACUUGCCCGCCAAAGACAUCACGGGUACUUCGGACCCUUACGUCCGCGUCACGCUGCUACCUGACAAGAAACACCGGCUGGAGACAAAGAUCAAGAGGCGCACCCUCAACCCGCGCUGGAACGAGACCUUCUACUUUGAAGGGUUUCCCAUUCAGAAGCUGCAGAGCAGAGUACUGCACCUCCACGUCUUUGAUUACGAUCGCUUCUCUCGAGAUGAUUCCAUCGGCGAAGUUUUUCUUCCUCUCUGCCAGGUGGACUUGUCAGAGAAGCCAUCGUUCUGGAAGGCGCUGAAGCCGCCAGCCAAGGACAAGUGUGGGGAGCUGCUGACGUCCCUGUGCUACCACCCCAGUAACAGCAUCCUCACCCUCACUCUACUCAAGGCUCGCAACCUCAAAGCCAAGGAUAUCAACGGAAAGUCAGAUCCCUAUGUGAAAGUAUGGUUGCAAUUUGGAGACAAACGGAUUGAGAAACGUAAGACCCCCAUCUUCAAAUGCACUUUGAACCCCAUCUUCAAUGAGACUUUCAGCUUCAACGUGCCGUGGGAAAAAAUAAGGGAAUGUUCUCUGGACGUAAUGGUGAUGGACUUCGACAACAUAGGAAGAAAUGAACUGAUAGGCCGCAUUCUCUUGGCUGGUAAAAAUGGCUCUGGAGCAACCGAGACUAAACACUGGCAAGACAUGAUUACAAAACCCCGACAGACAAUUGUACAGUGGCAUCGACUGAAACCAGAAUAAGGGCAGCAGUUCAGUAUUUCACUACCGUAUUUACUAUUUUUUUGUGUCACGUCCUUCCUGACUUGAUGAAGAGUAAUUGUUUGCUUCCUGCGUAAUUUACAUACAUGUAUUCGUUGAUAAUCGCCCAAGAAAUUCUCUUUUAGAAAAUUUAAUCCAUACUGCCACAGUUACAUUGUUUUAAUUUGUUUCAGUAUGAACUCUGAUCUCUUUGGAAACUUCACGGUCGGUCCAUUCACAGUAAUAAACAUUCCCAUACCAUUGUUCCCACUGUUGCUAGUACAUAUAUCUGUUUGAUUUUGGAUUUGUCUACCACAACAGCAAAUAUAUUGUGCAGUAAAUACGGUAGAGAACUGGGAAAUAAAGUAAGAAUUAUAAAAAUGUGUAUAUAUAAAAUGAUGAUGUAGUCUCUCUAUACUCAUCUGUGUCUAAGACUAGUUGCAUGUUUACAUAUCUGUUGAUCAUCUGUUAUUCAGCUGUCUGAAACGUAAUUCCUUUGCUACACCUUGCAGUGUUAAUAGUUAUACCACUAAUAUCAUGAACUGAUAUCAUGUUAAUUUUAUUCUUAGGCCACAUAAUUAUUUUGGCUUCUCUGGAGUACUAUAAAACCUUUUAUGCUUGACAAUGGAGCAUAUUUUAUCCCACUGUACCAUAUACUUCUGUGCUCGAUAUGUACAUACAUGAUCUCUCUCUGACAUUGUAUUCUUAUCAUCAGCUAUGAGUGUAAUGCUGUUUACAAGUAAGUGGAAAAUUUUAUAGUCUAUCUGAUGUAUCAUAACCAGAUUAGCAAAUAAGUAGCGUAAUGGUAGUGUGAAAUAAUUUUUCUAGAAUACUAUUUAUUUAUGUAUUUUAAAUAUCUAUUGAAGAAGGUAUGUGUGCCCCUCAAAUUGUGACCCUAUCCUUGAAAUUCUCCUUUUUUGGAAAAAAAUCAUGUAUUCUCAAGAGAGUCUCCCUUUUAACAUAAAUUCUCAAAUAUAGCAUAAAAGUGAUCAUUACACCAGCAAAAAUUACAUAGCAGGAAGAGUAAAGCUGAAAGAGAAUAUUGGGGAUAAUAUUAACAGAGAGACAAUUAUUACUAAAACUGAACACAAUCUGAUUUGAGUUGCAUAGUUACGUUUACCACAAAUUAUUAAAAGUGAUGUAACAUAUAAAUUGUUACAUAUUUCUU